Messenger RNA from Menidia menidia (Atlantic silverside), 1281 nucleotides. Lineage: Eukaryota; Metazoa; Chordata; Actinopteri; Atheriniformes; Atherinopsidae. The record is from the annotation of a GenBank genome assembly.
AUGAUGAGACACACUGAAGCUUUGCUCAAUAUUUUUGUGUUCCAGGAGUUGAACUAUGCAGACAUCAAUUUUUCAAAAAGCGGCAAAGGAGGAAGAGUCCAGCUGAGAUUAGAAGAAACUUCAUCAGACUAUGCCCAGGUCAGAGUGAACCACAGUCAGUCUGCAGCAGCCUUCCCUCCCACCUAUGAUGCCCACAUGCAGCGAGCAAGGAGGCCAAGAGAGAAGAAGAGCUCUGCCAUGGCACCGAAGUGGAUGGAUCUUUGCUGGGCCCUUCUGGUGACGGUCAUGAGUACACCAGGUUCAGGCACAACUCUGCAGAUCUCGUGGUCGGGCAGUGUGAUCGCUGGUCACCCCACCACAUUCACCUGCUUGGCCUCUUGUUUUCCAAACUGCGUCUACACCUGGAACUUCAGGGGAAGGGCGCACAAUGGGAGCACAUUAACUUGGACACCGGAUGGACUAGAAGACACAGUGGAACUGGAGUGUGUUGUUUUCAAUCCAGAAACACAAGUCUACUCCACAACUACCACCACAGUCCAAAUUAAGAAUCGACUGGCUGUACAAGUCAGUCCUCCAAACAGUGUUCCGUCUCUUAAAAAAUCACUGACUCUUGUUUGCCAUAAUGCUGCAAACAGUGACCCUGAAGGUCCGUCUGAAGUGGUCUGGUACAAAGACGGGCAGAGACUGAGCUUGCAUGAAAACAUGCAGCUCCAGAGAAACAACCUCUCUCUUCACUUGGACUCACUGCUGCCCUCCAAUGCUGGUUUCUACCUCUGUGAAACUCAUUCACCCCCUCUGCAUACAAGCAUUUUCAGCUUGGGCUAUCUACUGAGCUUUGAUCCGUGGAACGUCAGCAUCAGUGGACCAGACUCUGUAUAUCCAGGCAGAUUAAGUCAGUUCACCUGUCUCACCAGCUGCACCCUGAAUGUUGAAUGCACCGUCAGGUGGGAAUUCAGAGGAGGUUUCCCCAUUGGAAGCUUCUUUUCCGUAAACGCAAACAAGCUCAGGUGGACUCCUUCAAUUCCUGGGACUGUUCAAAACUUCACCUGCGUUGCACAAAACACAGCAGCCGGACGCUCGGCUGAGGCCACCAUAACUGUAGAGGUUAACGGAAUACUGCUGUCCGGAUCAGAAGCUACACAGCUCAGCCCACUUUUUUCAGUGAUCCUUGCUGCUGGACUUCAGUUUCUUUUUUAUUUAUAAUGGCCUUUAGCUUUUCCCCUUGUUGAGUAUGAAUUUAGUUUUUUUUUUAACUUAUUAUCUAUCAUUAACAAUAAAAAA